This is a messenger RNA of Anarrhichthys ocellatus (wolf-eel), 2850 nucleotides long. Its product is annotated as solute carrier family 2, facilitated glucose transporter member 1-like. Gene Ontology annotation, biological process: dehydroascorbic acid transport; response to insulin. The coding region runs from base 901 to 2421 and encodes 506 amino acids. The record is from RefSeq and is a predicted model, not a curated record. Gene Ontology annotation, cellular component: plasma membrane; basolateral plasma membrane; apical plasma membrane. The transcript has 12 exons. Lineage: Eukaryota; Metazoa; Chordata; Actinopteri; Perciformes; Anarhichadidae. Gene Ontology annotation, molecular function: D-glucose transmembrane transporter activity.
GUUGCUGUGUGAGCGUUGGGCAGCCCCGCCCCUUGCAGUCAAUGCCUGCAGGCAGCAUGACAGGGAGCGGAGCAGCGAGUGCGCUCUGAUCGCGCGCUAUUUUAAUAAAGUAUCGAUACUAAAAAUAUGCAAAAUCGUAUCGUUUUUAACGUACAGGUACCGCGGUACCUUUUUAGUAUCGAUACACCGUGCAACCCUACUUCAUGGUGCAGUUGGGCAGCCAUUUACCACAUCUGACAUUCGUUUUCCAGAAGAAGGGGGUGUUUCUGUCCAGAAACUACCCAAACAUCUGGCAAUCUUUCAAGAGGUGACAAGUGCUUUCAACCCUUAAAGGGCUGCCAUCCUCUAGGCAUCCAACUUGAGGAAGGUGAUGGCCAUCUCAUUCUGAAGUAUAUGGUAAUAUGGUCCUCACUCUUCCUGGGCAGACCUCCCGCAAGUAGCCAACCCACGUGGCAGCAGAGCGGCUCCACCUCAGCCAGAAGAAUGGAGUGAGGGACUUACCAGUACCUCCAGAAGCAGACCCAGAUGACUCUGAAGCAGAGGGGGAGCUUGUGUGGUGAAGUCCUGGGAUCAGAGGUGUAGUUUGAAAUGAGAGAAUAGUCACACUGGCCUGUUUUUGGAGCCCAGAGAAGAGAAGCACAGAGCGUCUCGGGGAAAGGUUAGGGAGAGGGGAGCAAAUGUGGGAGCAGGCAGUGAGUAGGAGGGCUGCUGAAAAUGAUGGUUUCAAGUUUCUUGUGAUGUCACAUGCAGAGACACUCCUCUUCCUCUCCAUAAAAAGAAAACAAGUUAACUGUGACUUUCUGCACUAGGCCUCUGCUCUGGUGAUGGAUUGCUCUGCAGGGAAUUCGCCGGGCUCCUAUAUGGCCAUCUCAUACACACUGGGCCUAUUGAAUUGUUUCCAUGUUUCAGCUCUUUUCCCACUCCCUGCCUCUGAGUUGUGGUAACAGUGGAAAUAUGGUGACACCCCAGCUGAUGAUGGCUGCGGGGACAGCUGUGAUUGGCUCUCUCCAGUUUGGUUACAACACUGGUGUCAUCAACGCUCCUCAGAAUAUUAUUGAAAGUUUCUACAAUGAGACGUGGAGCAGCAGAUUUUCAGAGCCCAUCUCUCAAGGUACUUUAACAGGUCUGUGGUCGCUCUCUGUGGCCAUCUUCUCUGUGGGAGGAAUGUUCGGCUCUUUCUCUGUCGGCCUCUUCGUCAACCGCUUCGGCAGGAAGAACUCCAUGCUCAUGGCCAACAUGCUCGUCUUUAUUGCUGCUGCGUUUAUGGGCUUCUCCAAGCUGGCCGCUUCCUUUGAGAUGCUCAUCAUUGGACGUUUCAUAGUGGGUCUCUACUCCGGCCUCAGCACCGGCUUUGUGCCCAUGUAUGUUGAAGAAAUCUCACCCACAUCUCUGCGUGGCGCAUUAGGAACUCUGCAUCAACUUGGUGUAGUGAUCGGUAUUCUCAUGGCACAGAUCUUUGGGACUGAAUCCAUCUUGGGGAAUGCCUUCCUGUGGCCCCUCCUGCUGGCUUUCACUCUGCUGCCGGCUGUGCUGCAGUGUGUCCUGCUGCCCCUCUGCCCUGAGAGCCCCCGAUACCUGCUCAUCAACUGCAACGAGGAGAGCAAAGCCCGCAGCAUCUUGGUGAAGCUGCGGGGCACUGACGAGGUAACUGAGGACAUGCAGGAGAUGAAAGAGGAGAGCCAGCAGAUGAUGAGGGAGAAGACGGUGACCAUCCCCGAGCUGUUCCGCUCCCCCAUAUACCGCCAGCCUAUCUUUGUGGCCAUCAUGAUGCAGCUCUCGCAGCAGCUGUCUGGAAUCAACGCUGUGUUUUACUACUCCACUGGGAUCUUUGAGCGGGCAGGUGUGUCCCAGCCGGUCUAUGCAACCAUUGGUGCAGGAGUGGUCAACACUGCCUUCACUGUGGUUUCUUUGUUUGUGGUGGAGCGUGUGGGCAGAAGACCCCUUCAGCUCACUGGUUUGAUGGGAAUGGCUGUUUCAGCAGUUUUUCUAACCGUUGCCAUGGCGCUGUUGGACCAGGUCAGAUGGAUGUCCUAUGUCAGCAUUGUGGCCAUUUUCAGUUUUGUAGCCUUUUUUGAGAUUGGCCCCGGCCCCAUCCCCUGGUUCAUUGUGGCCGAGCUCUUCAGCCAGGGGCCCCGACCUGCUGCCUUUGCCGUUGCUGGUUUCUCCAAUUGGUCAGCCAACUUCUUAGUGGGGAUGGGCUUCCCGUAUGUUGAGCAACUCUGUGGCCCAUACGUCUUCAUCAUCUUCACGGUCCUGCUGCUUGGCUUCUUCACCUUCACCUACUUCAAGGUUCCAGAGACUAAGGGCCUUACCUUCGAUGAGAUUGCAGCAGGAUUCCGCCAGUCAGCUGGUCAGGGUGCUGACAAGUACUCGGCCCCUGAAGAGUUCAACACCCUCAGGGGGGACGACCCCAACCUUUGAAAGCUGCUGUACAUUCACACACUGGCAUGCAGCAAAGUUACCUGUUACACUUUUAGGACAGUGCUAUCGUGUUUGAAAUUUCCCAUAAACUAAUGCUAGGGUCGUUACAUUAGAGCUUUAGUCUUCAUACAGACGGUAAUAAAGAUGAUGACCUGACUGACGACAUCACUGGUUACUAUAGGCUCAGUCUGUAGGAAGUCUGUUUUCAGCACUUGCCAUGCUGGCAAGAAUGGCAUCACAUUUAAAAUGAAUUGAGUGAGUAAAUGAAGUGAGUGAGAGGCCGGGAUGUGCUGCAGCAGAAAAAACAAGCUGGGUUAAGACUCCUGCUGACACAUUCCUGCAUCACUAUGCACCCGUGAGCCUCUUUGCCAGAGAUGGGCAAAAAUACAUCAAAAUGUAUUUUGAUACAAAAUACCCCUCAAAUAAAUG